UCCUGUUGGUUGCAUCUUUGAGGUUCGCAUGUGAAUUUGGCGGAGCCCUUCUCGAGGCGGUCACGCGCGGGUGGCCACCAGAGCGGGGUGGAAGUGCCCUGUGUCGCGAGGUGCAUUGCGAGGAUUGCGUGGCUGACCGGCAAAGGAUAACAGUCAUGGCAGUUGAUCCCUUGCAGCGACUGUGUUUACGACUUGCCGAAGAUGACGAGGUGGUCGUGGGCUCAAGGGCCGAUAAGACACAGCAGCGAGGGGCGCCCGACCCAGCCCUGGAAGCGCGCUACGAGUUUCUAUUCAACUUGGCAGCUGACGAGCCUGGUCGUUUCUUAACCCGAUAUGGCUCCACGCUGACGCAGCCCGAGCUGCAAGUUUUCAGCGUCAUUGAUGACUAUGAGGUGAGCUUCUUGGUGCGCAAGUACAAAGAUCGACUAACCAAUCAGCACAGCCUGGUCAAGAAUCGGCGAUACAUGGCCAUGCAGAGACUUUUGGCUGAGGGCACGUACUUUAGCCUAGAGGAGAUGCAGCGGCGCUGCCCUUGGCUUUAUGAUGCAAUGGUGGGGCAAUAUGUGACGGAUGAGCAUCUGCAGGCGCGCAUUGACGCACACAACCGCGGCACCUGGGCUGAGCAACUGCUAUCCCAAGUUGAGCAUAGCCAGACGAAUUUACGGCUGGAAGCUGAGGUCUACAUGAGUGGGGGUGGCACUGGCGAUGAUGAGGCGAGCCGGCCGGAGGACGCUGAUGGCGAUCCGGGGGCCAUUGGCCCAAUCGACUUUGAGGCGCGCGAAACGCGACGGCUGGCCAUGCCCACUGAAGAGCGGGAACGAUUAGAGGGCGAGUUUCGGAGCCUCAUGGAGCAGCGCUUUUUGGCUGGUGAAGAUGAAGAGUUUUUCAAUUACCGCGAGAUUGACACGGAUGAGACGCUGGAUGAUCUCAAGACGCGAGAGCGGGAUGAAGAAGAAGCCUGGUUUGAUGCAGACUGAUAAUGCUUGCAUGGGGCCGCUCUCGGCCACUUGAGCUGUGACUGGACGCUGCGCGUCAAUCAUUUGGUCGAGAGUUGUGAGCCUCAGGUCGACUGGACCACGGAGCCAGCGAAGCGUUUCUGCCCAUUUGAAUUUCCUGUUUUGCAAUUCAUCAUCAAAUCAUG
Messenger RNA from Monosiga brevicollis MX1, 1141 nucleotides. RefSeq lists its product as uncharacterized. The transcript has 6 exons. Lineage: Eukaryota; Choanoflagellata; Craspedida; Salpingoecidae. The coding region runs from base 156 to 977 and encodes 273 amino acids. The record is from RefSeq and is a predicted model, not a curated record.